Messenger RNA from Cokeromyces recurvatus, 896 nucleotides. RefSeq lists its product as uncharacterized. The record is from RefSeq and is a predicted model, not a curated record. The transcript has 2 exons. Bases 44 to 790 code for a protein of 248 amino acids. Lineage: Eukaryota; Fungi; Mucoromycota; Mucoromycetes; Mucorales; Mucoraceae.
AUUUUUUUUCCCUCAUUACAUUAUUUAACAAAAAAAAAAAGACAUGUUAAAAUUUAACUUAGAUCCCUUUCCUAAAUUUACUCGACUUAUAGCCAACUCAGUAACCAAUGCACGUAUUCUUAUAUUUGCUGUUGUGAUUGCCAAGAUUACUUUAGAUCGACUUUAUAAGUAUUCAGUGAUUAUCAAUCCUUUGGCUUAUGAUGCAGAUGGUGAGCCAACCUUGGAUAUUCUCGAAUAUCAAAGUCCUUCAACUGCUAAUGAAGUUUAUUAUGCUUUAAAGAGUUAUGGUGCAAAAGGUAGACAAGCUUAUUUGACUUAUUUAUUCUAUGAUGUUAUCUUUGCUAUCACUCGUACAGUCCCCAUCACUGCUCUCUGUACUUGGGCCUUUAAGGAUGCUCCACGAGCCAUUCGUCCUGGUGUAUGGCUUCCUAUACUUAACUUGGUGAUUGACCUUAUUGAAUCCUUUUCUAUCUUUGGUCUUCUCAAGACUUUCCCUCAUCGUAACAGUGCCUUUGAAUUAUUCACGGCUUUCAUCAUUCAUUUCAAAAAGCUUACAUUCAAGGCUACCUUGGCACUUGCCUUUAUCUCCAUGUUGGUAGGUAUUUAUUAUAAAUUUCAUAGUUUAUUGUCAGAUAGUGUUGUAUUGGAAAAAGAUCGAAAGCAGAAGCAAGCAGCUAGAGAUCAAGUUCAGGAUGUUAUCAGAGAAUCUGCUGCUCGUCGUGCUGCUACUUCCGCUGCCUUGGGUCAUACUGUACCAACAAUAGAUAAUAAUACUAAGAAAGAUUCUUAAUCGUCAAAGAGAGUAUUUAAUCAGAACACUUACUUGGGUGGUUGUAAAUACGUCAUUAUGUCAAAUAUAUAAUCAUUAAAUAAAAUUAACCUUAUAAUAAUCAUAA